GUUCACAAAACCCUUUUUUUUAAUUUUCUUAUUUUUUUUUGCCAUUUCUCACAGAUCUAAAACACUCUUACCAUUUUCCUUUUUUCUUCUGUAAACCCCUCUAUAAAUCUCAAUUCCUUCUUCGUUUCAUUCUUAGAUCUGCUUUACACGAUUCGAUAAAAACACAGAGACUUCGUGUUCUCAAUUCAAGUUCUUUGGGAUUGACGUUCUUUUGCCGAUUCGAUCUUUGAGGGUUUUUGUUUUGAAAUCCCAGAUCUUGGGUUUUGUUAUUUGAAGCUGAUUCUAGUGUUAUAAUAAUGGCGACUCCUUAUCCUGGAGCGACGCAGGUGGGUUCGUACUUUGUUGGGCAGUAUUAUAAAGUGUUGCAGCAGCAGCCAGAUCUUAUUCAUCAGUUUUAUUCUGAGUCUAGUAGAGCUAUUCGUAUCGAUGCUGACGCUACCGAGACUGCUAAUUCUUUGCUGCAUAUCCACAACAUGGUCAUGUCGCUGAAUUUCACUGCGAUUGAAGUUAAGACGAUCAAUUCAGUCGAGUCUUGGGAAGGUGGUGUUCUGGUUGCGGUAUCAGGCUCUGUGAAAACCAAGGAAUUCAGCAACAGAAGGAGUUUUGUGCAGACCUUUUUUCUUGCUCCUCAGGAGAAGGGUUAUUUUGUUCUCAAUGAUGUCUUUCAGUUUGUUGAUGAGGAACCUGUUUACUAUCAUCAGCAUGAGGCUCAUAUCAAUCCUCCUAGCCCUCAUCCAGAACCCCAAGUUCCUGACUAUGUUCUGGAGCAAGAGGCUAGAGAUUAUGUGAAUGCAGUCCAAAUUAAGGAUGAUCUUGUUGACAAGUACAGUCUGCAAGAGGACCAACAUCAACCUCAGCAAGAAGACUAUGUGGAUGAAGUUGCGAUUGAGGAAACACCUAGGGAAGAAGUUGCAGUUGAGGUGGUACAUGAACAUCGGGCUGCACCACCAGAGGAACCUGUUGGUGAAAAGUCAAAGAUGAGUUAUGCUUCCAUUUUAAAGGUUGCAAAGGAAGCAGCACCCGUACCUAUUGCUCCUUCGCAGCCAUCAUAUAACAAGAACUCUCAAGAUCUUAAUGAAUGGGAUCAGCCACUGCGGACUCCUUCCCCCCAGCAGGCUGCACCUCUUGCCCCUGUUCAGCAAUCCAACGCAUCUGCUCCUUAUGUUACUGACUAUGGUGCAGACGCGGAAGAUGGCUCCGGUUUUGAAGACUUUGAGUUCAAAUCAGUGUACGUUAGGAAUUUGCCUUCCGACAUAUCUGCUUCUGAAAUCGAGGAAGAGUUUAAGAACUUUGGUACAAUCAAGCCUGAUGGUGUUUUCCUCAGAACCCGCAAGGAUGUUAUGGGCGUUUGCUAUGCAUUUGUUGAGUUUGAGGAAAUGACUUCUGUGGAGAAUGCCAUUAAGGCUUCUCCUAUAUACUUGGGUGGAAGACAAGUAUACAUUGAGGAACGAAGACCCAAUCCUGCCGGUGUUCGCGGAGCAAGAAGAGGAGGACGUGGAAGGGGUGGUUACCCAACUGAAGCAACACGAGGCAGGUUUGGUGCCCGUGGUUCAGGCAGAGGAAACCAGGAUGGAAGUGACUACAGGCCGAGAGGUAACGGUUACUACCGUGGUGGUCGUUAAGGAGAAACAAAAAAAAAAAGAGAGGAGGAAUCUCUUAUAAGUUUUAGUGCAACCAAGAAUGAAAGAUGAGUCGGUUCUUCUUCCUCUAUCUACCGAAGAUGUAGUUGUAAUAUUUUUGUUUUUGGUUGGGUUUGGUUUUAUGGCUCAAAGGAAACAAAGAUUUUGGGUUUAUAUAUGUUUUUUCAUUUAGUCAGAUUUUAAGCCAUUUAGGGCUUUUGAAAACUGUUAGCCUCCCUUUGGGAAUGGCUUUAGUUGUGUAACAUUUUCCAAUAUUUUUUUGUUUCCUCGUUGGAUUGAAUUCCAAACUUCAAUUGUGUUGUUUAUUCUACAGACAUCAGCUUUAUUA
Messenger RNA from Capsella rubella, 1968 nucleotides. RefSeq names its product putative G3BP-like protein. Gene Ontology annotation, cellular component: ribonucleoprotein complex; cytosol. NCBI's taxonomy places the organism in Eukaryota, Viridiplantae, Streptophyta, Magnoliopsida, Brassicales, Brassicaceae. Bases 297 to 1622 code for a protein of 441 amino acids. The record is from RefSeq and is a predicted model, not a curated record. The transcript has 9 exons. Gene Ontology annotation, molecular function: mRNA binding.